GAGACUAUAAACAAUGAACUAAUUAGCGUUUUACAAAUUCUCAAGGCAAAGCAAUCCGAUAAAAAGAUUGCCCAGGAAAACCUCAAAUCCCUGAAAAAUCUCAAGAAAGGUUUCCUUAUCGUAAACGCAAUCUACUUUAUUUUCCGUAUAAUAUAUCAAUACAACUCAUUUUCAUAUUCGAUCGCUGCCAAAUACAUAAUUACCGCUGGGAUCAGCUUUUUUCUUUGGAAACAACUAGUUUCAUAUGGUUCUCCUAGGUUCAGACCAGAUGGAGGUGUGGAGUGGUCUGGAGAGGAUUUGAAUGCUGAAGGAUUGAUUGC
Molecule: messenger RNA, 320 nt
Organism: Acaulospora morrowiae
Lineage: Eukaryota; Fungi; Glomeromycota; Glomeromycetes; Diversisporales; Acaulosporaceae
Source: the annotation of a GenBank genome assembly